AAUUUCCUGCUAAACUGAAAAAGCCCUAAAAUUAUAUCAAUUGAAUUCAUCAGCCUUCAGAGAGAACAAAGAAACUCCUCUCCCAAUCGCAACCCUCCGGCUCCGGCUCCGGCUCCGGCUCCCGGGACAACGAGAAGAGUCCAGAACCCGGCACUGAUCAAAUUUUAUUUGUGGGGGCAAACAUCAUAUGGAGGAGUGACAGAAUUGAGAGUCCACCUCACGAGAUAUACAGGACCCUCUCUGCAAGGGGUUUCAAGAACAUAUAAGGAAUAUAAAAACUGGACAGGGAUGUGGUUAUGCAGUGCAAAACGCUUUCGAUCUUUAGACGCUUUGAGAAAAUUCACAGAAUCACCAUGGCUUCUUCCAUCCUGUUCCUUUUCAGACACUCCUUACAAGAAGUCAAAGCUUGCCCCUUUACAGGAGAGGAAAAUGGUAGACCGGUUUAGGUUAUGGGCCAAAGGAGGUGAUGGUGGCAAUGGUUGUUCCAGUUUUCGCCGUAGCCGACAUGACCGCCAUGGUAGACCUGAUGGUGGGAAUGGUGGAAGAGGUGGUGAUGUGAUACUAGAAUGCUCCCCCAGAGUAUGGGACUUCAGCAGUCUGCAACAUCACAUUAAUGCAAAGAGAGGGGGACAUGGAACUUCAAAACAUAAAAUAGGAAGCCGAGGGGCAGACAAGGUUGUCCAAGUACCUGUUGGCACUGUGAUUCAUCUUGUAGACGGUGAAGUUCCUUCUGUAGUUAAAAACAUUUCUUCCACAGCUUUGGAUCCCUGGGAAAUUCCGGGUACACUCAAUAUAAAUCCAUCUGAAUCUACUCAGAAAUCGAACUCCUCUUGCCCAGGUGGGCUAGAGAUGGUGGAAACAGUGGAUAAGAAUGAACUAUCUUCUUGUUCUGGCAAAACUUUGGUGGAAUCAGCUAGUGAAAAGCUAGCCCCUCCAGCUUCUCUAGUUGAGUUUCUUCCUCAAUCUUUUCCUUCCCGUAAAAAAUCCAGAUGUCACACGGAAAAUUUGGACUUUUGGAAGGAGGAAGGUGGGGUUGAGUUGGAAGGUCUGGAGACUCAUAGUGACAUGUCUGAUGCCGAGUGGGAAGAAGAAAUAGAGGAAAAUGAACACAUACAAUAUAAUGUUGCAGAAUUAACAGAAUCGGGUCAAAGAAUUAUUAUUGCUCGUGGAGGGGAAGGAGGCUUAGGUAAUGUGUCUUCUGCAAAAGUGUCUAACAAAAAUAAUCCUAUGAAGCACGGGGUCCAAAAGGGUAAUGCUGAUGAUCUUGAAGUGUCUGAUGAGGAACCUUCAUCGCUUAGUGCUGGUUUGCCUGGUUCAGAGGUUGUUCUUGUCUUAGAACUCAAGAGCAUUGCUGAUGUAGGCCUUGUGGGGAUGCCAAAUGCUGGAAAAAGUACUCUUCUAGGGGCUAUAUCAAGGGCUAAACCCAUAGUCGGCCAUUAUGCCUUCACAACUUUAAGGCCAAAUUUGGGAAAUCUAAAUUUUGAUGAUUUCUCAUUCACAGUGGCAGACAUUCCGGGGCUUAUAAGGGGAGCCCAUGAGAAUCGGGGACUUGGUCAUGCUUUUUUGCGUCACAUAGAACGUACGAAAGUUCUUGCUUUUGUGGUAGACUUGGCAGCUGCAUUAGAUGGUAGAAAAGGAAUCCCGCCGUGGGAACAGUUGAGAGAUUUGAUAUUAGAACUUGAAUUUUAUCGAGAGGGUUUAUCAGAUCGACCAUCCUUAAUCGUGGCAAAUAAAAUUGACGAGGCAGGGGCUGAACAAGUGUGUACAGAGUUAAAAAGAAGGGUUCCUGGUGUUCCUAUUUUUCCUGUAUGUGCGGUUCUGGAGGAAGGGAUUCCUGAGCUAAAAGAUGGUCUUCGGAUGCUUGUGAACGGUGGAGAAUCUUAUAGACUAAAUUUAGAUAGUAUUAUAAUCGACUAAUUUGUUAGUGGAGAAAUGCCUUGGACGGGUGCUGGGGGUCACCCCCCACUGGGGGUCCCCAGCACUGUUGAUGAAUGGCAUUGAUUAAAUGUACCCAUUGGUGUCAACUGAUAGUUAAUUGGAAUUCCUUUGGGGUGGACAUUUUCCCCAAAGUUUACUGAGAGUUUGUUUAUGGAAUUGCUGACAAUGCUGUAAGAUAUCUCUGCUUGUUUGUGUUGUGCACAUCGUCGCGAAGAGAGCUGUAAGUUGGUCUGUGUUAAUUUAUAUUGCACACAUAAUAAGCGUAACAAAUUUUUGUACCAAGAUCUAAUUUACUUAGUUAUUCAUUUUGAUUAAUUGGCUUUUAUUUAUUUAUGGCAAUUGUUUUGUCAUAUACACUGUUAUCAUUGCUAGUCUAAAUUAAACAUCAUGAUUGGCACAGAA
Camellia sinensis is the source of this 2340-nucleotide messenger RNA. Its product is annotated as GTP-binding protein Obg/CgtA. NCBI's taxonomy places the organism in Eukaryota, Viridiplantae, Streptophyta, Magnoliopsida, Ericales, Theaceae. Gene Ontology annotation, molecular function: GTPase activity; GTP binding. Gene Ontology annotation, cellular component: mitochondrion. The record is from RefSeq and is a predicted model, not a curated record.